This is a messenger RNA of Aspergillus clavatus NRRL 1, 1677 nucleotides long. RefSeq names its product origin recognition complex subunit 2. Bases 1 to 1677 code for a protein of 558 amino acids. Gene Ontology annotation, cellular component: nucleus; nuclear origin of replication recognition complex. Gene Ontology annotation, molecular function: DNA replication origin binding. The transcript has a single exon. Gene Ontology annotation, biological process: DNA replication. The record is from RefSeq and is a predicted model, not a curated record. Lineage: Eukaryota; Fungi; Ascomycota; Eurotiomycetes; Eurotiales; Aspergillaceae.
AUGAAACGAAAGCAACCAGAUUCAGAUGACGAUCAGCGUCUUGUCUCGACGCCGAAGAGGCAAAGAACUACAGCCACCAAUGGCUCUGUCAGCGGGCAUGCGGAUGGGGAUGGCCCCCUUGAGAUGACGCCUUCGAAACGCAUGAAAACAACACCGAGAAAACCGAGUGCAUCAACACCGGCUGCCCUGAAAGAAUCAGGUCUGAAAACACCCACACAUAAGGCAAAGGCAAAAUCCCUCUUCUCGACACCUACAAAGGCCACAGCAGUGUCCACGCCCACUCGCGCACGCAAUGCUGAUCGGUCAGCGAAGAAGAAGAGCGCCCGGCUCCUGCUGGAGCAGGAUGAGGAAGAAUUCUGGGACAGCGCUGAUCGCCUGGCAGAGGAGAUAUUAGAAGAUGAAAGAGGAGCCCCCGAGACUGGCGCCGAAGACGGUGAAGGGAUUGUUCAGACAGUCGAGGCAACCACAGAUGAAGUCGCUGAGAGCAAGACGGCAGCAACGCCCAAGCGUCGUGCAGGCAGACCUAAAGGCGCCAAAAACAAACGUUCACCCACACCUGAGGGAGAACUACCGCCACAUGAACGGUAUUUCUUCCAGAACAGAGCAGGUCCUGCCCGGACAUCAAACAAUACUCUGACCAAGGUGAAUCUGUUAACGCACGAGGAAUACUUUGAAAAAUUGGCGGAUUAUGCGGACCCUUGCCAGAAAGAGAAGAGCUUUUUGCUCGACUUGCAUUGUCGGUCAUUCCCGCAAUGGGAUUUUGAGUUUGAUCAGAACUUCAACAUCUGCCUGUACGGGUACGGCUCAAAGCGUCAGCUCCUGGACAAUUUUGCGGAUUGGCUAUACCACCGACAGAGCUCUGCUCCGCCAUCGAUUGUUGUGGUCAAUGGACAUACUCCAAAUAUGUCAAUCCGAUCCAUCUUCGCCACGAUCGUGACGGCUGUUCUUGGUGCGGAUAUUCCAUCCAAGAUGGGAUUUCAGCCGGUGGAGGUUCUAGAACUGUUGCAAUCUGCCCUGAAGUCACGACCAUCUCAGAAACCGAUUACCGUCCUGAUCAAUUCGAUCGAUGCCCCCUCCCUCCGUCGAGCGACCAAUCAAGCCCUCCUCGCACGACUGGCCGCAACUCCCAAGAUUCGUUUGCUGGCAACGGCAGACACGCCAAAUUUCUUGUUGAUGUGGGAUAUCAGUCUUCGGGAUCAGUUCAACUUUGUGUUCCAUGACUGUACAACUUUCAUCCCAUUUGAUACCGAGUUCGACGUCGUGGAGGAGGUCCAUAAUCUUCUAGGCCGCAAGGGACGUCGCAUAGGAGGCAAAGACGGCGUUGCAUUCGUGCUGAAGAGUCUUCCCGAAAACGCACAGAAUCUCUACCGGCUACUACUCACCGAAAUACUGUGUAUGAUGGACGAAGGGAACAAUUCGGAUGACGAUAUGGACGGCAAUGGAGGGAGGGAGGAUAGGUCUCACGAUGAGACUGGCAUUGAGUUCCGGAUGCUCUACCAGAAAGCUGCUGAAGAGUUCAUUGCCUCUUCUGAGAUGAUGUUUCGGACGCUGUUAAAAGAGUUCCAUGACCAUCAGAUGAUCACAUCUCGAAUGGACACGGGGGGGAUGGAGAUCUUAGGGGUUCCCUUGUCGCGGGAAGAGAUGGAAGGAGUCCUGGAAGAUCUGGUAUUGAGUUAA